Messenger RNA from Hemicordylus capensis (graceful crag lizard), 942 nucleotides. Its product is annotated as olfactory receptor 1052-like. The coding region runs from base 22 to 942 and encodes 306 amino acids. The transcript is spliced from 2 exons. Lineage: Eukaryota; Metazoa; Chordata; Lepidosauria; Squamata; Cordylidae. Gene Ontology annotation, molecular function: olfactory receptor activity; odorant binding; G protein-coupled receptor activity. Gene Ontology annotation, cellular component: membrane. The record is from RefSeq and is a predicted model, not a curated record. Gene Ontology annotation, biological process: G protein-coupled receptor signaling pathway; sensory perception of smell.
CUUGGCGUGGGAGGGGCGGCUAUGAAUAAUUACACCAUGGUGACCAACUUCAUCCUCCUUGGGCUAACGAACCAGCAGGAGCUACAGAUUCCUCUGUUUGUGCUAUUUCUGCUGAUCUAUGUUUUGACAUUGGCUGGGAAUAUGGGGAUGAUUGUACUGAUCAGGAUCAGUCCCCGCCUUCACACUCCUAUGUAUUUCUUCCUCAUAAAUCUAUCAGUGGUUGAUCUCUGCUAUUCUUCAGUCUUUGCUCCAAGGCUACUGAUGAGCUUAGCACAGUCUAAAACAAUUUCUUUUGCUGGAUGCAUCACUCAACAUUGCUUUUUUGUAGUGUUUGUGUCUACUGAAGGCUUCCUGCUAGCUGCUAUGGCAUAUGACCGUUAUGUGGCCAUUUGUAAUCCAUUGCUCUAUACUGCUAUUAUGACCAAAAGGGUCUGCAUUCACCUAGUAGCAGGGUCAUACUUAGGGGGUUUAUUGAAUUCUCUCACACACACAUCUGGCUUGCUGAGACUCUCAUUCUGUGCCCCUGCUAUAAUCAACCAUUUCUUUUGUGAUACCCCAGCUGUGCUGACAGCUGCAUGCUCUGAUAUCCACAUUAAUGAACUUUUGUUGGUCACCUUCUCAGGGGUAGUUGCUCUUUCGACACUCUUCAUCAUUGUAAUCUCCUACCUGUGCAUCCUCUCUGCUAUCAUAAAGAUCCACUCUUCUGAGGGAAGAAUCAAAGCAUUCUCCACCUGUGCCUCCCACCUGACAGCUGUAACCUUGUUCUAUGGUCCAGUAAGCUUAAGCCAUUUGCUGCCCAUGUCCAUGUACUCUCAGGAUCAAGAAAAAGUAUCAGCUGUGUUUUACACUCUUGUGGUCCCAUUGCUGAACCCAUUGAUUUACAGUUUGAGGAACAAAGAGGUAAAGGAUGCUUUGAAAACAGUCAUCAAUGUUCAGAAAUGA